AUGCUGGAUAUCGCAAUCAUCGGCGGCGGAAUCGCCGGUCUCACGGCGGCGAUUGCGCUCCGGCGAGCAGGCCACUCUGUGACGAUAUAUGAAAAGUCGUCGCUGAACAACGAGAUCGGAGCCGCCAUCAACGUGCAGACGAACGCGUCACGUCCGCUGGUGGCUCUGGGUAUGGACCCGGUGAGAGCGAGGUUCGUCAUGGCCAAAGGCAGCCGGCUCCUGCGAGGGGAUACCCUAGAGGUAACCCACGAGCUCAAUCUGGGUGCUAUUGCAGAGCGGUACGGGUCGCCGUGGUACUUUGCGCACCGAGUUGAUUUGCACGAGGAACUGAAGCGGAUGGUGACUGCGGCUGAUGGCGGCCCGCCUGUGACUUUCAAGUUACGUAGUGAGGUGACGACUUAUAACCCGGACGCUGCCAGCUUCACUCUCCGAGAUGGGACAGUCGUUUCUGCGGAUCUCGUGGUUGCGGCCGAUGGUAUUCACAGCGGCGGCGUCGAGGCGAUUCUGGGUUCGCCUAACCCCGCGUUCCCGGCCGCGCAAGACAACUUUUGUUACCGGUUCCUAAUCCCCAUGGAUGCUGUACUUUCGGACCCUACCACAUUGAAGCUAUUUGAAGGCGCUUCCGGAAGUUUCAGAAUGUUUCUCGGGGACGGGAAGAGAAUCGCCACCUAUCCGUGCAGAGGCGGCGAGGUCCUCAACUGCAUUGCGAUAUUCCAUAACGAAGUUGAUUCUUCGAGUAAGGAAGAUUGGCACAACUCGGUUGAUAAGUCUCACUUGCUAAAGCUUUUUGACAACUUCCACCCAAGUGUACUAGCGCUUCUACACAAGGCGAGCGAAGUGAAGCAAUGGCCUCUACUGUACAGAGCCCCCAUUCCCACAUGGAGGAAAGGCAGAAUGGUUCUCAUUGGGGAUGCAGCCCACCCAAUGCUCCCACAUCAAGGCCAAGGAGGCGCGCAAGCUAUCGAGGACGGCGUUGCCCUGGGUGUUUGCCUAGCCAACAUCACCGCACAUGACGAUAUUGCGGAGAGACUAGAAGUAUUUGAGCAAAUCCGCAGAAACAGAGCCAGUGUAGUUACUGUUUUCAGCAACGCUGGACAGGACGAAGCGGAGAAGAUUAGGGAGGCUGCAUCUCAGUUCAUACCUGUCGAACGUAUCCCGACAAAUCCGGGCGGCUUCUACGAUUUCCACUUUGACUACGACAUCAUGGAUGACUCGGCGGAACACAUGCGGAAGCUCGAUCCCAACUUUAGGCUUCCCGACGCCUUUCUUCAAAAUGAGCAGGGUAGUCGAGCUUUUUUGUAA
Colletotrichum orchidophilum is the source of this 1302-nucleotide messenger RNA. Its product is annotated as FAD dependent oxidoreductase. NCBI's taxonomy places the organism in Eukaryota, Fungi, Ascomycota, Sordariomycetes, Glomerellales, Glomerellaceae. Gene Ontology annotation, molecular function: FAD binding; monooxygenase activity. Bases 1 to 1302 code for a protein of 433 amino acids. The record is from RefSeq and is a predicted model, not a curated record. The transcript is spliced from 7 exons.